AUCAGCUGACUGAUGAAUAAUUCCCGGAUGUCAAAGACCGAAGAUUACGGAGAACGGCCCGAACUGGCACACAGGAUGGCAGCCCAAAACUUCCUCUUGUUCCCCAACAAAACACUCCGAUUAUUCCUCCUCCUAGCCUUCUCUUGGACUGUCGGGGGUACAGAUGGUGACCAACUCUCAUGGCAGAGUCUGCGAGGCAGGGCACGUCAGCUGGGGAAGUUGAGACACUACGAGGAGGUGGAGGCCUACAGGAUAGGGGGGAGACACAGGAGGGAUGUCAGCACACUCACACAGCGCGGUCAUGUGUUACAAGGUGUCUUCAAAGUCAAAGGAUUCGACAUGGCGCUAACGUUAGACGUCAGAUUAAACAGGAAUCUGUUUGGGAAGCAGUAUUUUGAGAAGUACUACCUACCUGAUGGUACACCUGUGAUAGAACGGCCUAGUCGACAGAACCACUGCCACUACCACGGUACAGUACGCGGGGAGGAGGGGUCAGCCGUGGCACUCAGCACGUGUAACGGGCUCAGUGGGGUGAUCCACCUGGCAAACCAGACGUUCUACAUCGAGCCUCUACAGAACUCCACAGAACAACAUAUCAUGUACAGAACUACAGACAUCAACAUGCCAAGGAGAGUCUGUGGACAGGACAGUGUGCCUGAACCAGUAGAAAUUGACUUUGCAACAGAGAAGAAAAGAGUAGAGAAUGCAAGGAUGAGGCGACAGGUUGCAGAGAGCAGGACUGAGACCAAAUAUGUGGAACUCAUCAUGGUGGCAGACAACAUGGAGUACCAGAAACAUGACAGCAACAGGCAGACAGUACUAGACAGACUACAGGAGGCUGCUAACAUCGCCGACUCUAUCUACAAGACCAUCAACAUGCGGGUUGCGCUGAUGGGGAUCGAGGUGUGGACCAGCGGGAAUCCCAUCGACAUCACGGCGGUCGCCUCGGAGACGAUGUACCGCUUCCUGGACUGGCGGCGAGACAAUCUGCUGCAGGACAACCCCGACAACGACAACGCGCAGCUCAUCACAGGCAUCACGUUCCAGGGCAGCACAGUCGGCAUGGCUCCCCUCUCCAGCAUGUGCUCCGCCGGCAGGUCCGGCGGGGUCGACGAGGACCAUGGAGUCCAUGCGGCGGCGGUGGCGUCCACCAUGGCACACGAGAUGGGUCACAACCUGGGCAUGAACCACGACACGGACGAUCGCGGCUGCUCCUGUACGGCCACCUGGCAGGAGGGAGGCUGUGUCAUGGAGCCCGCAGCAGGGUCCCAGCCUGCGGCGGUGUUCUCCUCCUGCAGCUCGACCGACCUUCAGAACGCGCUGCUGAAGGGCGUGGGGGCGUGUCUGUACAACCUGCCGGACGCUGACCAGCUGUACGGCGGGCCGGUCUGCGGGAACGGCUACCUCGAGGACGGGGAGGACUGCGACUGCGGGACAGUCGACGAGUGUACUAGCCCAUGCUGUGACCCCAGCACCUGUACCUUACAUGAGAACGCCACUUGCGCCAUCGGACUGUGCUGCGAAGGCUGUCAGCUGGUGUCAGCCGGAACCCUCUGCAGAGACGACCUUGGAGACUGCGACCUUCCGGAAUACUGUACAGGAACCUCCCCGCAUUGUCCUCCAAACGUGUUCAUACAGGAUGGGUACGACUGUUUGUAUGAAGAGGGUUACUGUUUCAAUGGAGCCUGCCUGACCCACGAGGCACAGUGUAAGGAGACAUGGGGGGACGCUGGAGAGGUAGCAGAGGACGUUUGUUACAGUCUCAUCAACACAAAAGGAGACGUCUACGGGAACUGUGGGAAGGAUGAGAACGACCAGUACAUACCCUGCGAUGAAGUGGAUAUUAAGUGUGGUAAGCUGCAGUGUCAGGGUGGGACGGUGUACCCCAUCAUUGGCUCCAACGCGGCGACCAUCGAGAGUAAGAUCCCGUGGGAGGGGGAGAUGAUCACGUGCCGCGGAGCUUACAUCGAGCUCGGGGACGACAUGCCUGAUCCUGGGCUGGUCCUGACCGGGACCAAGUGUGGGGAGGGCAAGGUGUGUUUGUUUGUUUGUUUGUUUGCUUGUAAGAGCGUUGAGAGUAAGAUCCCGUGGGAGGGGGAGAUGAUCACGUGCCGCGGAGCUUACAUCGAGCUCGGGGACGACAUGCCUGAUCCUGGGCUGGUCCUGACUGGGACCAAGUGUGGGGAGGGCAAGAUCUGCUACAACCGCAUGUGCCAGGAGAUGAGAAUAGUUGACAUCGGCAUCAAACCCUGCAACUGUAGCGGCCAUGGGGAGUGUAAUGAGUACAGUAUGUGCCACUGUGACCAGGGGUACAUUCCCCCCACCUGUAACUACACUCUGGAGGAUGUGUGUGAGGUGAACCCGGGGUGUCGGUGGUGUGAGGACCAAUAUGUGCCAUCCUCCUGUCCUGUUGUGUGUAACAGUAACCACCACUGUCACUGUGACCCUGGCUGGGCCCCGCCCUUCUGUAACAUCACAGGCCACGGAGGCAGUGUGGACAGUGGCCCUGUACAGCCAACUCACAGAGACAAGACGCUGACGAUUGUUCUCCUGGUCCUGUUCCUGUUCAUCUUCCCUGCAACUGGCAUCAGCAUCUUCCUCUGCUGGUUCUGCAGGGACAAGAUCAGGGCCAAGCUGCAGAACUACAAGGGCAAGAAGUACAACUGGAAAACUACAAGGUCUUUUACAUGUCCAAAUAUUAUUUUCAUCCCUAGGGAAACAGCCUCCGGAGACAGCGCACCCCGACCGAGCGUCAAGUUCAACAACAGGAGGGCGAACAUCGUACCUCCCACACAGACGUACACGAUCCCCACCGCACCUCCCAACCGUCCCCCUCCCCCGCGGGCCUCCAUACCCAAACAGGGCAAAGGUCAGGUCACGAAAGGUCAGGUCUUGCACACGCCCAAGUCCGACACCUCCUGGUUGAGACCGUCUCUCCACCCCGUGAAACCGCCGGGUAAAAACACGGGCCCGCCGGCCAGCCGACCUCCACCCCCGAAGGGUCCGGUGUCACGACCCCCGCCUCCAGGUCAAGGGUCACGACCUCCACCCCCAACGUCCAAACCUCCAGGUCAGGUGUCAAGACCUCCGCCCCCGUCAUCCAAGCCCCCGGUUCAAGGGUCACGACCUCCCCAGCCGGCACCACCCCCUCCAGGUCAAGGGUUGCGACCCCCACAACCGGCCCCGCCACCACCCACGACAUCUUUACCCCUCGUCCCCAAACUUCCCUCGACAGCGAUACCGCCUGGCGCCAGGCCGCCGCCGCCCAGGCAAGCCCCGCCACCGAAACCCGCAGCAGACAAGCCGCAGGUCCCGAGCAAACCCGGUGUGCCGUCCAGACCCAUCUACUUGAAGGCAACACCAGAUGUGGCCGUCUCCGGUCCGAAAAAACUGGCGAACAGGUGGCCACCGCCUGCUGAUGAGGACUCAACAGCAUAACUUACAGUGUUUAAGUGUAUGUGUGUGUGUUUACCAGGACAAGUGUUCUGUGUUAAACUUUCUACAUGUACUACAUGUACCAAACUUUCUAGUAGUACAGUCAUGUUAUGCUGAGGUUACAAUUCCCACACGGGGCCUGGUCGGGCAGUUUUUGGGAGCGAAGAGUAAGAUACAAAAGAUAAAAAAAUUUUUGAUGAUAAUUAUGGGCAAUAUUUCUGUAUAUUCUUGAUAUAAAUUGUUAAUUUUUUGUUGUUACAAACAGCUAGGCUGGGCCCCGGUUUGGAAAUGUGACCUAAGCAUUAGCAACCCUGAAUAGAUAAGGAAUUCAGUGAUUUGUGAAUCUUCUCACACCUGAAUAUCUUGCAAUGUUGUAUAAUGAAAAUUUAAAAUUGUACAGUCUGUGUCUUUUUAACACAAAGGUGGAGAAAAUGUUUUCAUGUGGUGCAAUCAGUGGUCCAUAGAAAUUCUGGCUCUUGUGGAUUGUAAAGAUCAGUAAAUAACAGAUACAAGUUGUACAAUAUGUGUGACUGUACAUGUACAUGUAUGUUGGCUAUAAUGAAAAUCAUUGUGAACAAACCUCAUAGUAUUUUACGACACAAUCUACAUGUCUCCAAUCGGUAGAAAUCACAAGGCUGUAUAUUUUACAUCAUAAACAACAAAAUGGGAAAUAUCUUUUAUUGCCUAUUGUAAUCAUAUGAAAUGCUAUGGCAGCGUGUGUUUUGAUUGUAUCAACAAGUACUAUAUAUAAUAGUAGCCGGAUUAUGUUUAAUCUGUUCUGUACGUAGCCUGUCAUGGCUACCUGUGUUCUGACCACACUGCCCAGAAUGUCAGAUAAACCUCAAUAUGUUCACUCAUCAGGGCUCGAAAUUCAUUUUUGGGAAUACAUUGUAGGUGCACUGGUG
Molecule: messenger RNA, 4340 nt
Organism: Branchiostoma belcheri (Belcher's lancelet)
Lineage: Eukaryota; Metazoa; Chordata; Leptocardii; Amphioxiformes; Branchiostomatidae
Product: disintegrin and metalloproteinase domain-containing protein 12-like
Exons: 25
Coding region: 13-3438 (1141 amino acids)
Biological process (GO): proteolysis
Molecular function (GO): metalloendopeptidase activity
Source: RefSeq, a predicted model, not a curated record